GUAUGUAUUUACAUUGCAUUGAUUUUGUCUUAGGAGCAGACACUAAGGAAUUCUUAUCAAUAAAAUGGAAACAAAAAUGCUGAACAUUCAAGACUACACUAACUACAUUAAGUGUGGUGAAAUCUUAAAGUCACCAUUACCAAAUUAUCAAUAUCCAUUUAUUCUCAAAUGUUUUCAGUGUGACAAAAUAAAUUUCAUUUUGGAAUCUUUUAUAAUACAUAUACAAGAACAUUGUGUGGAUGAAAAAAGUUUAAAAGAAAGCAUUGAUAUGAAUGUUAUAAAUGAAAGUGAAGAAGUAGAAAAUCCUAUUUUAAAAAUAGAGACUAUUCUUAUGGAGGAGAACGAUCCUCUAGUUGAAGUUAAAAAUGAACUUAUUGGUGGCGAUCUACAGGAAGCUGGUGACACUCAUAGCAAUUCAUUAGAAGAUAAGGAAGAUGAUGAAAAUUAUUCGGAGAGCACAGAUGAAGAAUUUCAUACAGAAGAAAGUCAAACAGAAGACGAUGAGAUUCUAAACGUUAAAACUACAAAAAAGAAGAAAACAAUAUCUCCGAAUAUUGAAAAAUUUAUAAAAUCCAAGCCAAAAAUGCAAACAUUAAUAGAACUUUAUAAAAAUCAACCAAACUUGUGGAAUAAGGACUUGCCAUUUCAUCGUUUUAGAGAUAAAAGGCAAUCAUUUCUUGAAGAAAUUACUAAUGAAUUAAAUAGUAAACUACAUACAAAAUACACAUGGAAUGAUGUAUCAAAUUUUAUUUCCUACAUUUAUCGUAAACACCGAGAAGACUUUAAAAGACUACGACUUUUUGGAGACGACGAUAAAUCUUUGAAAGAUAUAAAACAUAAAUGUACAUGGUUUUUUCCUGAUUUAUAUUUUUUGAGGUCCAAGUCAGAAAUACAACUAAAGAAAUUGGAUACAAAUUUACCAGAUUUAACUGACGAGCAAGUUAUUAAAAUUAUACAAAUAUAUAAAGAAUUUCCACAUCUUUGGAAUACAAAUCUAAUCGAAUAUAUAUGCACAAAUAAAAGACAUGAAGCUCAUCGUGAAAUGUUGCAGAGUUUAGAGAUAAACAUGAACAUAAAUAUAAGUGUAACAGUUUUAGAAGAAUAUUUACGUUCUUUACAUAAUUACUUUUCUAAGGAAAAACAGCUUCGAAAAAAAAGUAGUGGUACUAAAGCGGAAAAUCUUGCAGAAGACUAUUAUAAACACUUAUUAUAUUUAUAUGACCACGAAGGUCCAUUUAAUUGUGUUGAAUGUAAUCGGUUGUAUUCAAAACCAUUAGGUUUUAAACUUCAUAAAUCUACACAUGAUAAUUCUAUACCAUUCACAUGUUCACUCUGCACUAAAGAGUUUAAAACUAUUCAAACAUAUAAAGUUCAUGCAAAACGUCACUUUGAGGAUCUUGAAUUUGCCUGUACAGAAUGCAAUCGCAAAUUUCUCGCUUACGCUGAUCUCAAAGUGCACUUAUUAACUCACACUGGAGAUAAGCCUUACUUUUGUGAAAUAUGUGGCACUUCCUAUCGCCAUAUUCAAUGUUUUAAGAGACAUCAAAGACGCCAUGAUAAACGAUACACUCACAUAUGUGAUAUUUGUUCUAAAGGUUAUUAUACUAAAGAUCGUUAUGUUGAUCAUAUGAACUCGCACAUGAAUAUUCGUCCACACAUUUGUCAAUUGUGUGGUAAGGGAUUUUUUACAAACCGAGCAUUAAAGACGCACUCAGUCACUCAUGAGGAGGCGAGGAAUCAUGCAUGUAAAUUAUGCGGAAAAACUUUUAAAUUGAAAAUAGGUGUAUUACAACAUAUGCGCACUCAUGGUAGCAAAUUUGAAAUUGAAGAGAAAAAUUGAAUAAAAUGUUAAAAAAUUUUCAACAUA
Molecule: messenger RNA, 1867 nt
Organism: Lucilia cuprina (Australian sheep blowfly)
Lineage: Eukaryota; Metazoa; Arthropoda; Insecta; Diptera; Calliphoridae
Product: zinc finger protein 432-like
Exons: 3
Coding region: 65-1840 (591 amino acids)
Biological process (GO): regulation of transcription by RNA polymerase II
Cellular component (GO): nucleus
Molecular function (GO): DNA-binding transcription factor activity, RNA polymerase II-specific; RNA polymerase II transcription regulatory region sequence-specific DNA binding
Source: RefSeq, a predicted model, not a curated record